Tupaia belangeri chinensis (Chinese tree shrew) is the source of this 3609-nucleotide messenger RNA. RefSeq names its product contactin-associated protein-like 3. Lineage: Eukaryota; Metazoa; Chordata; Mammalia; Scandentia; Tupaiidae. The record is from RefSeq and is a predicted model, not a curated record.
GAUGCUCCACUGGCGUCUGCCUUGCCUCGGUCGUCCUUCAGCAGCUCCUCAGAACUGUCGAGCAGCCACAGCGCUGGCUUUGCAAGUCUUAAUCGGAGAGAUGGAGCCGGUGGCUGGUCCCCGCUUGUGUCAAAUAAAUACCAGUGGCUGCAGAUUGACCUUGGAGCCAGGAUGGAGAUCACGGCCGUGGCCACCCAGGGUGGGUACGGGAGCUCUGACUGGGUGACCAGCUACCUCCUGAUGUUCAGUGACAGCGGGCGGAACUGGAAGCAGCAGCGACAGGAAGGAAGCAUCAGGGGCUUCCCAGGAAACACAAAUGCAGACAGCGUGGUGCACCACGGACUCCAGCCUCCCUUCGAAGCCCGGUUCCUGCGCUUCCUGCCUGUCACCUGGAACCCCAAGGGCAGGAUCGGGAUGCGGAUCGAAGUGUACGGAUGUGCAUACAGAUCCGAGAUGCUUCAUUUUGACGGGAAGAGCUGCUUGCUGUACACAUUUAAUCACACAUCCGUGAGUCCGACCAAAGACGUUAUUUCUUUGAAAUUUAAAACCAGGCAGAGUGAUGGGAUUCUUCUCCACAGAGGACAAGAUGGCGAAUACCUCACCUUGGAAUUAGUUAAAGGAAAACUUGUCUUAUUCCUCAAUUCAGGCAGUGCUGACCUGCCCUCCCCUGGCGCGCGGGGGGCCUUGGCCCUGGGCAGCCUUCUGGAUGACGAGCACUGGCACUCGGUCCUGGUGGAGCUCCUGCACACGCAUGUCACCUUCACCGUGGACAGACACACCCAGCGCCUCCAGCCACAGGGGCACUCCCGCGCUCUGAGUCGUGAUUAUGAGAUCAGCUUUGGAGGGAUUCCUGGACAUGGAAAAUCAGUGGUGUUCCCACAUAAAAACUUUCAUGGGUGUUUUGAAAAUCUCUAUUACAACGGAGUGGAUAUCAGUGAUUUAGCCAAGAGACAUAGCCCACACAUUCUCAUCAUGGGAAAUGUGUCGUUCUCCUGUUCGCACCCUCAGACUGUCCCUGUGACUUUUCUGAGCCCCAGGAAUUACUUGGCUCUGCCGGGCGCUCUCGGAGAGGACAAAAUGGACGUCACUUUCCAAUUUCGGACGUGGAACAGAGUGGGGCUUUUGUUGGCCAGUCAACUCCUACAUGGUUCAGGGGCUCUUGUUCUCGUUCUUAAUGAUGGAAAACUCAAACUGAGUCUCGCACAGCCUGGACACCCAGCAAGGGACACCACAGCAGGUGAUGGCCUAAAUGAUGGGCAGUGGCAUUCCGUGUCCUUGUCUGCGAAAGGGAGUCACCUGAGUGUGCAGGUGGACGGUGGCGCAGCCUCCACCGUGCCCUCCCCGGCGGGGCAGAUCCCGGGGCAGAUCCGUGCUGGCGACACCUAUUAUUUGGGAGGCUGUCCGGACAACAGCUCUGGCCCUGGGUGUGGAAGCUCCCUGCCCGGGUUCCAGGGCUGCCUGAGGCUCCUCUCCAUUGGUGACACAGCGGUGGAUCCCAUCUCAGUGCAGCAGGGGGCGCUGGGGAGUUUCCAGGACCUCCAGAUAGACUCCUGUGGCCUCACAGACAGGUGUCUGCCCAGCUACUGCGAACACGGAGCGGAGUGCUCCCAGUCCUGGGACACCUUCUCCUGCAACUGCGCGCACACAGGCUACACGGGGACCACCUGCCACUCCUCUGUCUACGAGCCAUCGUGUGAGGCGUACAAGCACAGAGGGAACUCUUCGGGGCUCUACUACAUCGAUUCGGAUGGCAGCGGCCCACUGGGCCCGUCGCUGGUGUACUGCAACAUGACAGACACAGCAUGGACCUCGCUGCAGCACAAUGGCUCCCACCCAGCCAGAGUCAGAAGUGCCCAUGGGGGCAGUCCGCAGCCGGUGCGUUUCCAGUACGCAGCCAGCGCAGAGCAGCUCCGGGCCCUCAUCAGCCGCGCCACGCACUGCCACCAGCAGCUGGCCGUCCACUGCCGGCGAGCAAGGCUGCCAACUCCCCGCGAUGGGCCCCCAGUGAGCUGGUGGGUUGGAAGGACCAGUGAGACACACACGUACUGGGGAGGCGCCCUGCCUGAGGCUCACAAGUGUGCCUGCGGAGUCGAGGGGACCUGCAUUGACUCUCGCCAUGACUGCAACUGCGACGCCGGCCGGAGCGAAUGGACCAGUGACAUAGGAGUCCUUUCUCAUAAGGAGCACCUUCCGGUCACUCAGGUUUUGAUAACAGAUGUGGACCGACCACAUUUGGAAGUGGCUUUCACACUGGGGCCCCUGCUCUGCCGAGGGGACGAUUCAUUUUGGAAUUCAGCUUCCUUUAAUACUAAGGCUUCAUACCUUCACUUCCCUACUUUCCGCGGAGAGCUCAGUGCUGAUGUGUCUUUCUUUUUCAAAACGACAGCUGCCUCUGGAGUGUUUGUAGAGAACUUGGGGAUCACAGACUUUAUCAGGCUAGAGCUGCGUGCUCCUGCUGCAUUGACCUUUUCCUUUGAUGUGGGGAAUGGGCCUUGUGAGGUCACGGUGCAAUCACCCACUCCCUUUAACGACAACCGGUGGCACCAUGUGUGGGCAGAGAGAAACGUUCAAGAAGCUUCUCUACAAGUGGACCAGCUCCCCAUGGAGACCCAGCCUGCCCCUGCCAACGGGCACGUCCGCCUGCAGCUCAACAGCCAGCUCUUCGUGGGCGGAACCGCCAGCAGGCAGCGGGGCUUCCUGGGCUGCAUUCGCUCCCUGCAGCUGAACGGGGUGGCCCUGGACCUGGAUGGGCGAGCCGCGGUGACGCGGGGGGUGCCGGGUUCUGCGGGGCAAUGCAGCAGUUCCGGCAGCUUGUGCCGCCACGGAGGCCGGUGUCAGGAAGGGCGCCGCGGGGUGGUGUGUGACUGUACCUUCUCUGCCUACGACGGGCCGUUCUGCACGCGCGAGAUUUCUGUGAAUUUUGGAGCUGGCUCCUCAGUCAUCUACAAUUUGCAAGAACAUUCCAAUUCCACCUUCCGUAAGAACUCCAGCUCCCAGGCAGCCUUAUUUCAUGAGGGGCUCACUCUGACCAGGGAAGUGGUUACUCUGAGCUUCCGGACCACUGAGACUCCCAGCUUAUUGCUGUUUGUGAGCUCCUUCCAUGAGGAAUACCUUUCAGUUGUUCUUGCCCCAAACGGAAGUCUGCAGAUCAGAUAUAAGCUAGACAAACACAAAGAACCUGAUGUCUUCAACUUCAGUUUUAAAAACCUGGCAGAUGGGCAUCUUCACCAAGUGAAGAUUGACCGAGAAGCGGCAGUGGUCUCUGUGGAGGUUAACCAGAAUGCAAGAAGACAAGCCAUCCUGUCAUCAGGGACAGAAUUCAAUGCUGUCAAAUCCCUCAUGUUGGGGAAGAUUUUAGGUCGUUCUGCACCAACAGACGAGGGAGGGCCCUUAGUUAAGACGCACAGAAGUGACUCUGCCAUCCUCGGAGGUAACAGCGCAAUCCGGAAAUGCCUGGGCAUCGCUUGGAUGGCGGGCCAUGCGCACUGGCAGAUCCUCGGUGUAGUUUUACCGAAUUCAGCUCCUGGGGGCCGCUCAGUAGAUGGGACUGUGGUUCCCUCCAACACGCUUACGAUGCUGGACGAGAAUACUGAGAAGUUUUUCGUUUGA